UGAUCAACGAAUUAGCUAGGUUUGGAUACAUGGACGAACUCUUUGGAUACCUUGGCAACGGUAAAACUGUUGGAAACUAUGGCUUUACAAACUUAAGGUGGCAAAAAUGGAAUUUUAUUGAAGGCACAGAUGGCAGUUACCAUUUCAUAAAUCAACAUACUAGAAAAUGUCUGCACGAAGGGCUAAACGGUAGAAUCGUUCAAUGGGAUUGUUACGGUGGAGAUGAAUCACAGAAAUGGAAAAUCAUAGAAAAUCCUUGCGGACAGCCUCCUAGGUUCCCGAGCGGUCGUUUUCAAAUUCAAAACCCCUUUACUGGGAAGUGUGCAGUCAUUUUAAAUAACAGCAAUGCUGAUUGGGCCAAAGUAGUUUCAGGCACCUGCACCUGUAACAACAAUCACCACUACUGGAUUCUAAGGCGUAAGACAUUGGUCAACCAAGGAUUUAGCAGGCAGUGUAUGGCCAACUGGGAUCUACAGGGGUACGGUGGCAUUACGCAAUGCGGUUGUGUUGAUGACCCAAUACAUAACUGGGGAUUUGUUAUUGUUGAGGAAGAGAUAUUUAUCGUGGUUACCGCAAUUGACGGAAGAUGUGUUCAAGUAAACGGGGAUUCAGAAAAUUCACUAUUGCGAUACGUAGUGUGUGACCUCACCGACAAAACACAGUGGUGGAGAAUUUAUGAUGCGUGUAACUCUUACAAUUGAGCAUGCGCGAACAAUGAUUUUUAUCAAAUAUAAAUUCAAGCGUCUUUUGUAUGCAUUUUAUCAAUCAUUAAUACAAA
This is a messenger RNA of Bradysia coprophila, 778 nucleotides long. RefSeq lists its product as uncharacterized. The record is from RefSeq and is a predicted model, not a curated record. NCBI's taxonomy places the organism in Eukaryota, Metazoa, Arthropoda, Insecta, Diptera, Sciaridae.